Molecule: messenger RNA, 5469 nt
Organism: Mastomys coucha (southern multimammate mouse)
Lineage: Eukaryota; Metazoa; Chordata; Mammalia; Rodentia; Muridae
Gene: Hcfc2
Product: host cell factor C2
Exons: 14
Coding region: 33-2198 (721 amino acids)
Biological process (GO): regulation of DNA-templated transcription; chromatin remodeling
Cellular component (GO): histone methyltransferase complex
Molecular function (GO): protein binding; transcription coactivator activity
Source: RefSeq, a predicted model, not a curated record
GCAUUGUGGGCCGAGGGGCGGGGGUUGGGAAGAUGGCGGCUCCCAGCCUCCUCAACUGGAGGCGGGUUUCCUCCUUCACCGGACCGGUGCCCCGCGCCCGGCACGGACACCGAGCCGUGGCCAUCCGGGAGCUGAUGAUCAUCUUCGGCGGGGGCAACGAGGGCAUCGCGGACGAGCUGCACGUCUACAACACCGUUACAAAUCAGUGGUUCCUACCAGCUGUUAGAGGAGACAUCCCUCCAGGCUGUGCAGCCCAUGGAUUUGUCUGUGAUGGAACUAGAAUCCUAGUGUUUGGGGGAAUGGUUGAAUAUGGAAGAUACAGCAACGAGUUAUAUGAGUUACAAGCAAGUCGUUGGUUAUGGAAAAAAGUGAAACCCCAGCCCCCUCCUUCUGGUUUCCCUCCUUGUCCUCGGCUUGGACAUAGCUUCUCUUUAUAUGGUAACAAAUGCUAUUUGUUUGGUGGUUUGGCAAAUGAAAGUGAAGAUUCAAAUAAUAAUGUCCCCAGGUAUUUAAAUGAUUUCUAUGAGUUGGAGCUACAGCAUGGUUCUGGUGUUGUGGGCUGGAGCAUCCCAGCCACCAAAGGCAUUGUACCUUCUCCAAGAGAAUCCCAUACUGCUAUUAUCUAUUGUAAAAAAGACUCUGCGAGUCCUAAGAUGUAUGUUUUUGGUGGAAUGUGCGGUGCUCGUCUGGAUGACCUUUGGCAGCUUGAUUUAGAAACUAUGUCAUGGUCAAAACCAGAAACUAAAGGGACAGUGCCACUUCCACGAAGCCUUCAUACAGCCAGUGUUAUAGGAAACAAGAUGUACAUUUUUGGUGGAUGGGUUCCACAUAAAGGUGAAAACACUGAGAAUUCUCCCCAUGAUUGUGAAUGGAGAUGUACCAGCUCGUUUUCUUACCUAAAUCUAGAUACAGCAGAGUGGACUACUCUAGUAUCAGAUUCUCAGGAAGAUAAGAAAAAUUCAAGGCCAAGACCGAGAGCAGGACACUGUGCUGUUGCAAUUGGCACUCGAUUAUACUUUUGGAGUGGAAGAGAUGGCUACAAAAAAGCACUUAAUAGUCAAGUCUGCUGCAAGGACCUUUGGUAUCUUGAUACCGAGAAACCUCCAGCACCAUCACAAGUCCAGUUAAUCAAAGCUACUACCAACUCUUUCCAUGUCAAGUGGGAUGAAGUGCCUACGGUCGAGGGCUAUCUUUUGCAGCUGAAUACUGACUUGACGCACCAAGCUACAUCAUCUGAUUCUUCAGCUGCAUCAAAUAUGCUAGGAGGCAGGACGGACCCUCACAGACAAGGCAGUAAUAGCACCCUUCAUAACAGUGUUAGUGAUACAGUAAACAGUACAAAAACUGAGCACACAGCUGUGAGAGGAACCUCACUGAAAAGCAAACCAGACUUGCGAGCAGCAGAUUCUAGUGCAGCUUUACACUCACCAUUGGCGCCGAAUGCGUCCAACAACAGCAGCUGUGUGGCGGACAUGCUGUGGAAGAAUGAAGUUGAUGAAAUAUGUGCUCUGCCUGCAACUAAGAUCAGCCGUGUAGAAGUGCAUGCUGCAGCAACGCCAUUUUCUAAAGAGACACCUUCAAAUCCAGUGGCCAUUUUGAAAGCAGAGCAAUGGUGUGAUGUAGGAAUUUUUAAAAACAAUACAGCUUUGGUGAGCCAGUUUUAUUUGCUACCAAAAGGAAAACAAAGUACGUCAAAGGUAGGAAAUGCAGAUGUACCUGACUACAGUUUGCUUAAGAAACAGGAUCUUGUUCCAGGAACAGUAUAUAAAUUCAGGGUUGCUGCAAUCAAUGGUUGUGGAAUAGGCCCUUUCAGUAAAGUCAGUGAAUUUAAAACGUGUAUCCCUGGUUUUCCUGGAGCUCCGUCUACAGUCCGCAUUUCUAAGAAUGUUGAAGGUAUCCACCUUUCCUGGGAGCCUCCAGCUUCACCUUCUGGGAAUAUUUUGGAAUAUUCGGCCUACUUGGCUAUCCGCACAGCACAAGUGCAAGAUAAUCCAAGCCAACUUGUGUUCAUGAGGAUCUACUGUGGUCUUAAAACCUCAUGUAUAGUGACUGCUGGGCAGCUGGCAAAUGCACAUAUUGAUUACACAUCCAGACCUGCCAUUGUGUUCAGAAUAUCAGCAAAGAAUGAAAAGGGCUAUGGACCAGCUACACAAGUCCGAUGGCUUCAAGGUAACAGUAAGAAAGCUCCUUUGAGUUGAGUUGUUUUUAUUAAAGCUGUUGUGAUAGUUAUUUAUUAGUAACUGGUUAUGAACAUCUGUUCUUUGAAAGUAUUCUCUGACUGUAUUUCUAGCAGUUAUGAAUUUGAGUUUGUAAGUUGUUCUUAAAAUGUAUUUGCUCACUUCUAGAUCCAAAUAAAGAUAGAAAGAAGCAAAGACUGAAAAUUAGUAUAUGGAUUCUUCCUUACCCAUAUAGCUACUUAUAAAGAAAAAAUAGCAAGAUGAAGAUAAAAGCCGUAAGGUGUAUUGCCCCCUUUCUUUUAUGAAGGCUGUGUAGCUCAGUCAUCCUGCGGCUGCUGAGAUGAGUUUAGUCACUGGCUGGUGGACACCUGCUGUGGUAGAUGUUUUCCAUGUUGUAAAUGCCCUGUCUAAGUACCCACUGGCCUUAUUCCAGGAACAGGGGUCUUCUAUCAGCUAUCUCUCAGUGCAGAGGAUCUGUAAUUCCAAGUUUAGUACUACCUUACUCCCUUAUCUUCAGUUGUCACAAGCUUAAGCAAUUAAAAGAGAAAGACUAGUUCAGCAACUCUGCUUUUGAUUUUUAAAAUUAUUUUCUGAGAAUUCUAGCAAAAUAUACAAAGGAUAGUGAACAGUCUUGAUUUGUAUCUGACCAGUAUACCUGAAUGUAUCUUUAGCUAAAGCACUUAGUCUGUCUGGCCCUUGAUCUCUUCACUAGCAUUGAAGGAGUUAGGAGAGUUUUCCUUAAAGUCCCUUUCAGCUCCAAGUGUUCCUAUUUUCCUUGGGAGUUGGCUAUAUCCCUGAACACUGUCACGUUUCAGCAGUCGUAAUGGCUUUAACUGCUUUCUCACCACUUCAUUAAAGAUUAGAGUAUGUCCUCCUCUUGAAGAAAGAAAGAAGCACCUUAACAGGACCCAGGUUUUUACACGGUGUUUUAAACAUUUGUAAGAUCUUUGUAUAUGCUCUAGAUGUUUUAUUUUUGAAUUAUUUUUACCUCAAAAUUGUAUAAGCUUUUUUAUAUCAGAAAAAAAGCAUUAGACAGCCACUUGAGGCUCCUUGCCACCUUAGAGAUGCAGAAAGCUCCGAGACCACUUGGCUACAGGUAACUUACUCUACACCAUUUGAAGUGUCAUAGUUUGGCUGCUUAGUCAGAUGGGAAGUGCAGUUGUGAAGUGACUACACACAGAGCAGGAACUGCAGAGGAGACGUUUCAGGCCGAGGGCUGCAGUAACCACAAGCACAGGACCAGCUUCUCCAGCUACACACUCUCACAUACUCGUGCCAGUUUAGGACAACUGAGUAGCUGUGCCCUCCAACCUUAUGUGUGAUAUGCCCAGUGCAGAUGAAUAUGAUUGUGAAGAAUUGAUAUAUAUAUGCCAGUUACUAACUUAAAGUGUAUAGAAUAUUUUAAUAUAUAAUUUUUUGUAAAGAACUGGGAUUUUUAUACUACAGUAUUUGUAAUUAAUGUGUCUCACUAAUUAAAUUUCUCUUGAAGAAAAUAUGCAAACUAUUAGACACAUGAGUGGCUUCUGAACUCUAAAGUUAAAUAAAUGCACUACUCUGGUGUUGUUCGGAUACCUUUUUUGGGCCCAUGAAUCUUCCUCAUUAAAAGGGUCCUUUCCCAGCAGUGUUUACAAGGAGCCUCUGGUUGGUUACCCCAGCAGUUCCCAUGGGAGAGCUUCGCUCUGCCUUCACUUCAUUCAUGUGCUUUGCUUUGGCAGCGCUUGCUUUUGCACUAGUAGCCUUUGAGCUUACCUCAUUAUUAUGUUUGCAAUCAUUUGUGUAGCUUCCAUGAUGUGUCUGAUAGAAGCAAAACAUGUCUUAACCAAAGGUACAUGGCAUGCAGAUUUGCACAUAACGAGUAUAGGCUUUGUUGUAUGUGUGUGCUCAGCUAGGAAGAAGCCAAGUUUAGAAAGGGUGCUUUAAGCCCAGUUACUUUAGUAGAAAACUUUGGGCUUCCAAUUCUAUUCUCUGUAUUAAUUAACAGUUUGCAUCUUGAAACCAUUUAUCUUACUAUUGAGGAAUAAGUUGAUGUAAAGCAAACUAGAACAUUGGUUUUGUGCACAUUUUUACCUGUCUAGUAUGUGGUUUAGUUUAUUUUGCUUAAAGGCAUUACCUUCUGUUCUAUACCAGGAGGCAGAUGUGAGCCCAUGGUUCUAAUACACAAUUUGCUUCUUUGAAGAAAGGGUAGCCUUUCUAUACUAAGCAAUUUGUUAAAAUAAUAAACCUUUUUUACCUCCAAUUGCCCAAAUUGUAUUUUUUCAUAAGCAUUACUUCCUUAAGCAUGAAUCAUGUUUCUGUUUCUGUUAUGGGACUGGUGGCUGAAAGAUCCUCUUAGCAGAUCUGUGUGGCUUUGCUGUUAGCAGUUCCUAUGGUGCUAGGACUGCGUGUCUGUGAAGUGAAUAGAGCAUCUGUCCCGCUGACAUGCGCACUGCUGGCUUCUAAGGACUGCACAUCGUCAGCUCCCAUCUUCAUCACACAGACCUUGUUUCUUUUCCUUCUUUUUGUGUGUGUGUGUGUGUGUGUGUGUGAGUGUGUGUGUGUGUGUGUGUGUGUGUGUGUGUGUGUGCAUGCGCGCGCCUGCGCUAGAGAUUGACCUUGGGGCCUGGGCACCUAGGCUAGUGUUCUAACACCAAGCGACACCACAGCCCAGGCAGUUAACUCUUCUAAGAGGAUUUCCCCUAAGUUAAGUUUCUUUUGUCUCUGAGCUGUAUAGCUGUCUUUGUGUCACAAGCCUCUUCCAUGUGUUCUGGACUUUGGUUCAUAUAAGAAAUAAAAAUAUUGUUGAUACUGCAUGCUCUUAGAAUUAUGUUUUAAAAAAUACUGUAUUGGCCUUAUUUUAGUUUAGCAAAUUGUUUUGGCAGUUUAACUAGAAAUAAGUUAUGUAUAAACUCAAUCUGUAUUUAAAACCUAAAAGAAUCUGACUGCAUGUGUGAGGCACCUUCGCCCCAUAACCCAGUUACAUGUAUAAUCAUCUGCAGAGAAGUAAAGCUGUUGCUCAUUAUUUCAAAGAUUUGUAGACUAGCAAAAAUUGCUUCUGCUUAGAGAGUGUCUGCUAUGACUAAGGGGUUUUAUUUAAGAUGGUAGCAUAUUAACAUAAAGACCAUUUGUCACUUUCUGUCUGGAGUGAUUCCUAUCUGGGGCUCCUGUAGUCAUCUGCGCCUAAGUGGAGAGACUGCGAGCGGGUUUGGUCUUUGGCCAUCUGAAGUGUAACUGUUGGGCUUCCCAAGAUGGAUUUUAGGCAAUCCUAUGUAUUGUGUACCAAUGAUGUGUAAAAUAAAAGCACCUUUUCUAUAAA